Molecule: messenger RNA, 2916 nt
Organism: Cololabis saira (Pacific saury)
Lineage: Eukaryota; Metazoa; Chordata; Actinopteri; Beloniformes; Belonidae
Gene: uvrag
Product: UV radiation resistance associated gene
Exons: 15
Coding region: 196-2409 (737 amino acids)
Biological process (GO): SNARE complex assembly
Cellular component (GO): lytic vacuole; endosome
Molecular function (GO): SNARE binding
Source: RefSeq, a predicted model, not a curated record
GAUAGCCGCACUUCUGUUUACGUCCCACUUGCCCCGCACUGACAGCACUUGCACGGCGUGGAUCACCGCGAACGGGACAGCCUGCGUCGUGACUGCGUCGCUCGCUCGCUCGGAGCUUCGUGAACUUUUCAGGGGCAUGCUGAGGACGGGCUGUUGUCGUUGAAUGAAGGGGAGCCGCUGGACGCCGACAGGAGGAUGAACUCCAUCAGCGGUCGGGCUCUCGCUCUGCCCGCCGCGCCGGUCUCCAACUCCGGGGCUUCAUCCUCCCGAGCCCUGCACGUAGAGCUCACGUCCCAGCAGAGACGAUUGCGUCAUCUCCGAAGCAUUGCUGCCAGGAACAUAGUCAAUAAGAAUGGCUCUCCACUGCUGGACACUUAUUUUACCCUCCAUCUUUGUAUAGGAGACCGCAUUUCUAGAGAUUUUUACAAGAGUGAAGUUAUUCGAGACUCACUGAAUCCAACUUGGCGGAGCUUGGACUUUGGCAUGCUCCCAGAUCUUUUGGACACUUCGGUGUCUUGCUUCGUGGUGAGGAUCUGGGGAGGACAGGAGGAAGAAUACCAGCUUCUCAUUGAAUGGAAGGUCAACUUGGAUGGCCUCAGAUACACAGGACAGCAGAUUCGAUCCAGAAAUCCAAAUGAGAUCAUAUUUGGAUUGAACGAUGGCUACUAUGCGGCAGAUUUCGAUCUCAAGGACCAGACGGAGCAGAAGGAUCACAGCCAGCUCCAGGUCGACCAGAGUUCAGUCAGGAACUCGUACAGUGUUUUCUCUUUGCUCAGGCUUCACACGGCACAGAGAGCCAUCAAACAAACCCAAACGACGGUGCAGAGGAUUGGGAAGGAGAUUGAGGAAAAGCUCAGGACGACGGCGACCUGCACUGAACGGAAGAAAGAGCGGGAGUGCAUGCAACUGCGUAUCGCUGUGCUGCGCAGUGAGCUGCAGCGGCAGAGGAAGGCUCUUGGCAGAGAAGUCGACGUUCAACGGAAGGAGAGAGCGCAGCUGCAAAAGAAAGAGGAUGCAUAUUCUGUUCAACACGAGAGUCUGAAGGACGAAAAAGAAUCCUUAAGCACGCUGCAGAAGGAAUGCACAGCCAAGAGAGAGCAGUUUCUCAAAUCCAACGCCCAGCUCACCUUCCGCUGUCGUCAGCUCCUCUCUGAGCUGUCUUAUAUCUACCCCAUUGAUGUGGUCAAUCAGUCAGAUUAUGUCAUCUGUGGAGUGAAGCUGCCGAACUCGGAGGACUUUCAAGCAAAGGAAGAUGGGAGUGUGGCAGUCGCCCUGGGUUACACGGCACACCUGGUCCUGAUGAUCUCGUGCUUCCUUCAGAUUCCUCUUCGGUAUCCAGUGAUCCACAAAGGUUCCCGUUCCUCCAUCAAGGACACCAUCACUGAUAGGCUCACUGACAAGGAGAGAGAAUUCCCUUUGUACCCCAGAGGAGAGCGAUUUCAUUUUGAAUACGGUGUCUACUUACUAAACAAGAACAUCGCCCAGCUGAGAUAUCAGCAUGGCCUGACCACCCCAGACCUGCAGCAGACACUACCCAACCUGAAGAGCUUUCUGGAGCAUGGGCUGAUGGUGCGAUGUGACCGACAUAACGUCUCCAGCUCCAUUCCAGUGCCCGCCAAGUCCAAGCUGGGUGUGUCUGCCUCGGACAUGUGCCAGAGUAGCCACACCAGCUCCCCCGACCGAGGACUGAGGAAGAGGGCGAGCUCCGAAGCUGAGGCACAGCUCAAGUACAAGCAGGGCUCUCAUCCCACCUGUAACACAGGUACAGGUGGAGAGCAGCCCCCCGGUGGCCACGCGCCAUCGUCAUCAGCACCAAAACACCUGUCCAGCUCCCUCGAUGCCAGCAUGGCCUCGCUUAACCUCACCACAACCAUGGAGGCCAAUAAAGAGCAGGAUGAGAGGGAGGAGGGAGGGCACACAGACACAGCAGCAGAAAAAAACCAGAAAUCCCAAAUUCCUGACAAACAGCCUGAGACGGCUCAAGAAGAAGGAGCGGCUGAGAAGCAUCCAGCCAGCAGCGCUUCUACAACACAGAACCUCGGUGGGGAAACUGUUCCUGCCGUCCAGCACACCGGGGCCAUGAACGGCUCCCUGGUUGCAGGACAGGCACCGCUUAGCCUGAUACCAGAGCUGCACUGCUCCGUGGAGCAAGCGGAGGAGAUCAUGGGCACGGAGGCCACGGGUUUGGGCCUGGGCCUGGGGAUGGGGUUAGGUCUAGGACUGGCGGAUGAAGCUCGGCUGGAAGACUACCGCUGCAUCCCCGUGGAGCACGCCGUGGCUGUGGAUAGUGAUGAACAGGUGCUGGGUGAGCUGGACGUGGCCGGCUUCGAGGAGUUCUCCAGACGCAUCUAUGCACUAAAUGAGAACAUGUCCAGCUUCCGCCGGCCGCGCAAAAACUCUGACAAGUGAAAGGAGAAAGCUAAAGUUGGGGGGGUGGGGGGAGCUUGCACAUGGGGUCUGGACAAAUCCAAGGCAGGGAAAUGAACUGAGAGGUGUGGUCUUCACUCCCAAACUGCACCAUAAAACUGGUAGGAGCUGUUCUGGAAUAACCAAUUUGCACUUAUUGUAAACAUUUCCAUAGUAAGAGUAAAUUACAACAUCUAAAUGUGUUAAAAGUUUUGGGACAGAAAGCAUAACUUUUAUUUCUGACACCAACAUGAUUUUUUUUUUCCAGCAUCUUAUUAUUCACUAAUGGAUUUGGUCUCAGUUGCUGCGUAUUAAGGGUUUCCAGUCUGACAUUAAACUCAAUACCACUUACACUAUGGGCAGAAAUAUGUGCCACUAGAAACUGAAUUUGAAUCAUAGAAACUGAAUUUGAAUCAUUUAUAUUUGAAUUUGAAUUGCUCAACUUGAAUAAUUGCAUUAAAAAACUGAAUCUGAAUCACAUAAUUUGAAUUUGUAUUGUUUAAUUUGAAU